AUGCUCUAUUAUAUUUCCACGUUGCCGUCCGCAGCCUCGUUUUAUGUCCCAAACUUACCAGGCUUGCACCAGGACAGCGAACAUCCACUUCAUGUUUACGCCGGUCACAUCCUGUCCGACCCUAAUGCAGCUGCGGCGGCAAACACGGAUGUUUUGGCACAUCUCUUCUUCGUCAUGGUAAAAGCCAGACGAGCGUCUGACAAGGAGAGAUUAAUGUUCUGGUUCAAUGGAGGCCCGGGAUGUUCUUCGUUUGACGGACUAAUGAUGGAGGUCGGACCUUGGAAAGUAGACGGCGAGGGCGGUCUAAUCACAGCAGACGGUGGUUGGGAAGAAUACACGACUAUGGUUUACAUCGAUCAACCCGCAGGUACAGGGUUAUCAUAUACCAGUACAGAUCACUAUAUACAUACCCUCUCAGAAGCUUCUGAGCAUAUCUUAGAAUUUCUCAGGACAUUUUAUAAAAUCUUCCCCGAAUAUCAAAGCGUAGACACAUAUCUGGGUGGCGAAAGUUACGCUGGGCAAUAUAUACCGUACUUCGCAAAUGCUAUCCUGGCCUCCAGUAUACAAGUGCCAUUACGGGGUAUUGCCAUAGGCAAUGGAUGGAUCGAUGCGCGCAGCCAGUAUCCCGCUUAUUUGGAUUACGCGGUUAAACAUGGUCUUGUUGAAGACAAUUCAGAGCAAUAUAGAAAGGGAAAACAGACUACAGACGAAUGUAUGGCCGAAUUCAACAGUAUUACAGGACCAGAGCCUAUCCAUGUUGGAAUCUGUGAAGGUCUCGCACUGUCGAUACCUUCGAACAACCAAAAAAUAGUAGAUGGAAAACUCACAUGUACGAAUGUAUAUGACGUGCGGCUUCAAGAUACCUUCCCCGCUUGUGGUAUGAACUGGCCUCCCGAGCUCAAGAAUGUUACCUCUUAUCUUGCUCGUAAAGAUGUUAUCAAUGCUUUACAUGCAAGCGCCAAAUCUACAAGCUGGGUCGAAUGUUUCGGACGAGUUUCCCAAGAACUAAGAGAUCAGUUGUCUCCAUCCGCGAUCACCCUCCUUCCCAACGUACUUGAGAAGAUCCCAGUAUUAUUGUUUGCAGGAGACCAGGAUUUCAUUUGCAACUAUAUGGGUAUCGAGAGUAUGAUAAAAACCAUGAACUGGAAUGGCGAAACUGGCUUGGGAGUUGUGAAAACUCAGUCAUGGUCAGUUGAAGGUAGUCCUGCAGGAACUUGGGUAUCAUCGAGAAAUCUGACGUAUGUCAAAAUCUUCAAUGCAUCCCACAUGGCACCGUACGACGUUCCCAAUGUAGCACACGACAUGAUCCUUCGAUUUAUGGGUAUGAACUUUUCAGCGAUUGUGGACGGUUCAGCGCAUAUUCCGAGUACAGUGGGUGAGGAUGUCAAGCCAGUUUUCAACGCUGACCUGCCAGUACCGACAACACCUACUGGCAAGACUCCUGAGCAAAACCAGGCUAUGUGGGAAGCCUACUACAAUGCUGGUUCCAUAGCACUCAUUGUGGUCAUCAUCGCGUGUGCUGUCGCAUUGUGUCUCUGGUGCCGUUUGCGGCGUCGACACAUACAACUACCGAAGAGAAACCUGAACGCGGAAGAAAACAUUCCUCUAAAUAGCACGUCGGAGGCGUACGACUUUGAAGACCGAGAAUCACAAAGGAAGCGGAAGGGGAAACAAAGGGCCGACGAGAGUGAACCUUCCUCUCCAAUUUUUGAUGUGGGGGAUGAUGAAGAUGAUUCUCGCAGUGAGGAUGAGCGUAGACAAUGA
Serpula lacrymans var. lacrymans S7.9 is the source of this 1764-nucleotide messenger RNA. Its product is annotated as carboxypeptidase KEX1. The coding region runs from base 1 to 1764 and encodes 587 amino acids. Gene Ontology annotation, molecular function: serine-type carboxypeptidase activity. The record is from RefSeq and is a predicted model, not a curated record. Gene Ontology annotation, biological process: apoptotic process; proteolysis. Gene Ontology annotation, cellular component: trans-Golgi network. NCBI's taxonomy places the organism in Eukaryota, Fungi, Basidiomycota, Agaricomycetes, Boletales, Serpulaceae. The transcript is spliced from 13 exons.